UUUUGUGUCUUUAUUAAGUAACUUUUUUAAGUACCCUAACAUGACGUCAUCCCUUCAGUUCUAACAGCAUCUCGUCUCUUCACGUCUCAUUUUUACAUGAUUUCCCCGCGUCCAGUGAAGGGUUGUGUUAUCUCCGAGGGCCCGUGAAGGCAGCAGCAGCCCGUCCUCUAAUCCAGCAGCAGAGAGCUCCUGUUCUCCCCAACAGCAUUAGCAACAUUGUCACAUUAUUCAGAGCUUAUAACGCGUUAUAAGGCGUCUACCGACGGCUUGUUCAUCAUGUUGAACCAGCAGAGGUCCGUGUCCGAGCUGCCCAAGAUGUCUGCGGCCAGCCAGGUGGAGAGAGCCGUGCUGGAGGAGGAGUUCAACUGGCUGCUGAAAGAAGAAGUCCACGCCGUCCUGAAGCAGCUGCAGGACGUCCUCAAGGAGGCCUCCAGGCGUUUCUGCAUGCCGACUCCAGGUCUGGAGAGUCAGAUGAAACAGGAGAACUUCAUCCUCGGCAGCUCAACGAUGGACCAGGUGAAGGGAGUUCUGACUCUGCAGGGAGAAGCUCUGACUCAGGCUGACAUCAACCUGAAGGUGGCAAAGAGCAGCCAAGUCAUGCACUUCCAGUUCAGAGAGGACAAACUGUGGAAGCUGCAGCAGAUCCAGGAUGCCAGGAACCAUGUGACCCAGGCCCUCCAGCUGCUGAGCAGCAGAGACGACAGCUACCACUUUAAGACCGGAGCCGAGGUCAACAAGCUGAUGGAUGCUGUGAUGCUGCAGCUGACCAGAGCCAGGAACCGUCUGACCACGCCCGCCUCCAUGACGCUACCGGAGCUGGCCACCAGCGGACUCAUGAAGAUGUUCACUCCUCCCAUGCCUGGAGACGUGAUGGUCAACUUCUACAUCAACUUGAGUAAACUGUGUCUGACGGUGUACCAGCUCCAUGUGCUGCCUCCCAACACCACCAAGAACUUCAAGCCGGCAGGAAGCUCGGUGUUACACAACCCAGGAGCUAUGUUCGAGCUGAACAACAACAGGUUUGAAGUGAGUCACGUCCAUAAGGUGGAGUGUGUUGUUCCCUGGCUCAACGACACGCUGGUCUUCUUCACCAUCUCCCUCCAGCUCUGCCAGCAGCUCAAAGACAAGAUCUCUGUCUUCUCCAGUUUCUGGAACUACAGACCGUUCUAACCUGGUCCUGUCCGUCCACCAGAGACCAACCACCGAGUGCACGUCUGUAUUACUAAGUGCCAAGUCUGAGUCUCCUAGUCGUCAUGACAACUCGGAUGCUGGUUUCAGGAUCUAAACUCUGAUUCUUCUGUUUGACGUUAACGAGGCGUUAGAGGGACGUUGGAGCUGGGCUACUGCUUCCUUUUGUUGUUGUUUUUGUUAUUGUUUAUUUCCCAAUUGUGGCGGAAAUGACACAACUUACAUUCCUUGUUUGUUACUGCAGGAAUAUAAUAUUAUAUAAUAUAAUAUAAAUGAUAAGCUACUUGUCGUGUCUGCUCUAUGUUCAUAUUUAUUUUACACUUUUUUUGCACAUUAAAUAUGUUUUUGAUUCCCUGUGAAUGAGAUGCUAAUCCAAUCAUGAACAAAUGAAUUAAUUCCAGUAAGUGUUAAUUUUGAAAAGCUGCCUCUCGAAUAAAAUGUGGAAAUUAUUUAUCUGAUGUCUGUGCAAUAAAAUAUUCCAAACAAUAA
Centropristis striata (black sea bass) is the source of this 1677-nucleotide messenger RNA. RefSeq names its product rogdi atypical leucine zipper (gene rogdi). Gene Ontology annotation, cellular component: RAVE complex. The transcript is spliced from 12 exons. The record is from RefSeq and is a predicted model, not a curated record. The coding region runs from base 277 to 1170 and encodes 297 amino acids. NCBI's taxonomy places the organism in Eukaryota, Metazoa, Chordata, Actinopteri, Perciformes, Serranidae.